AUGCACCAUUUCUCACUGCCCACCACGUUUUGGGACGUCUUCACCUAUGUGCGGCCACAAGUACUGUAUCUUCUACUCAUUUCUUACAUUUCUUGGGCUUUCUUAAUGGCCAGACAAUCCCCAUUCCCGGGUCCAAUUCUAGCCAAGAUGACAGAGAUGUGGAUGGCUAGAUUUGACAUCAAAGGGAAACGCACCUCGGCCAUCCAGUCGCUCCACGCGAAGUACGGCCCGGUGGUCCAAAUCGGGCCGGCUUCUCUUUCGUUCAGCUCUGCCAACUCUCUACGCGACAUCUUCAACCACAGCCCCAAGUUAUCUCGUCCUCGAGGCGAUGCAGAGUUCUUGGAACAAUUCGGUCAUGUUAAUAUGGCAAGCACCCGAUGCGGAGAUCUCCAUUUUCAGAGGCGGAAAGCCGUUGCGGGAGCCUACGCCGCUCCCGUGAUUGCGAGUCCUGCUUGCCAGGCCAUGAUGAAUGAGUUGACCGACCGCUUUAUGGAGAAUUUGCAACAAGGUGCCCAAUCAGAUGGGUGGGUAGAUAUUUGGCCCCAAUUCAGAUGGCUGGCUGCAGAUAUCAUGGCAAGAUUGGUUUAUGGCGACAGCAGUGGGCUGAACCUGCUGGGAGACGAGCAAGGCCAGAGAGAAAUGAUGGAGGAUUUGUUGGGCUCGAAGCUCACGGAAGCGGAUAUUUUCACCCUCGGAGUACUGCUGUCCUCCUGGUUUCCUCGCGUGAAGAAGGGUUUGGAGAGACUGGCUCCAGGUUGGUUCAUCACUACUUCUACGAUGCAUUCGUGGGGCCGAGAGUCGACGGCCAGUGCUGUAAAAGCCAUCGGUGAAACGGAUAGUGUUGUCUCGGCUGCGAAGACACUCGCCGAUUACCUCAGAUUGAACGGUAGCUCGAAGGCUGUUCCAAGCAUCGAGUACAUUCAAAGCGACAACCUGGACAAUUUCCAAGCAGGCUCGCUCACCACACCGGAUACGCUGUCGUGGCUUGUUUACAAACUUUCUCUACCCCAAAACCAUCACCGUCAAGUACGUCUUCGGGAAGAGCUUCAACUAGCAGGUAUUCGGCCGAAUAUUCGAAAAGAGCUGUACGAUCUGAACAAGCUACCGUACCUAGACUGCCUUCUCCGGGAGACACUUCGACGUUAUCCUCCGAUUCCAGGAUCUCUGACACGAGUUGUCCCGGCCGGAGGGAUCACGGUGGAUGGACAUUUCGUUCCGGGUAAUAUGCGUGUUUCCGCUCAACCAGCAAGCGUAAACAUGGACAACUCAGUAUACGACGACCCGAACGACUGGAACCCAGAACGUUGGGACAUACCAAGGAACAGUCCAGAAUACAGGAAGAUGCAAAGGAGUUUUUGGCCUUUCGGCAGUGGACCAAGGAUGUGUGUUGGCAUGAAUGUCGCCUGGGCAGAACUGCGAAUCGUCACUGCGAGAAUCUUCAGCACGUAUGAAACGAAGCUCGCCCAAGACUAUUUUGUCAGGGAUGAAGUAGGAAAUGAAGUGCCCAAGAAGCUGGACGAAGACUCAGAGGAUGAUUUGUUCCCGGCAGGGUGGUUCGAGCCCAUUCAUCUGAAGAAGAUUGUUACUUGA
Messenger RNA from Colletotrichum destructivum, 1590 nucleotides. Its product is annotated as Putative cytochrome P450. NCBI's taxonomy places the organism in Eukaryota, Fungi, Ascomycota, Sordariomycetes, Glomerellales, Glomerellaceae. The transcript has 6 exons. Gene Ontology annotation, molecular function: oxidoreductase activity, acting on paired donors, with incorporation or reduction of molecular oxygen; heme binding; monooxygenase activity. Bases 1 to 1590 code for a protein of 529 amino acids. The record is from RefSeq and is a predicted model, not a curated record.